Mercenaria mercenaria is the source of this 1313-nucleotide messenger RNA. RefSeq lists its product as uncharacterized. Gene Ontology annotation, molecular function: DNA binding. The record is from RefSeq and is a predicted model, not a curated record. Gene Ontology annotation, biological process: DNA recombination; DNA integration. The coding region runs from base 124 to 741 and encodes 205 amino acids. The transcript is spliced from 2 exons. Lineage: Eukaryota; Metazoa; Mollusca; Bivalvia; Venerida; Veneridae.
GAUGUAUAACAGUGUAAAUUUCAUUACUUCAGAGGUACAAAACCCAAAGCCUAUGCCACUGCUGACGCCCAGAGAGAUCCUGUACAUCUGUACAAGCUGUACAGCCAGAAACGACCGGACGAAAUGUGCAAACCUGACAGCCCAUUCUUCCUUACACCAAAUGAUAAACCACAGAGAUGCUGGUUCAAAAAAACCCCACUUGGAAUAAAUAAACUUUACAACAUUAUGAGAGACAUGAAGGCUGAAGCAGGAAUUGAAAAUCCCAGAAUAACGCCUUACAGCUCCAGAAAACAUCUGGUUCAAACUCUAAACGAUGCUGGGGUCCCUGCCAACCAAAUCAUGCAAAUUUCUGGUCACAAGAAUGUGAAUUCUAUAAACAACUACAGUAAAAUCAACAACGACCAGUCGAGAAAUAUUUCUAAAAUACUGUCGAAUCAGAGAAAUGAAACCAACCUUCAAACUCAAGGAAGUGGUGCUGCCAGUGCUCCGGAGCCAUGGACUGGGCCUUUCGGAUCCAAUCGCUCUCGCAGUCUUUUUGCAAGCAGCACUUUCCACGGACCUGUGACUUUCAAUUUCCACAGUACAUCUGUAUCGGAAACACUGUCACAAAUGUCCACAGUUAACGUAGGCCGAAGUAAUGCAACUGCUGAAGAGUCCGUUUCCAACAUGCUCGAUUCGCCAGUUGCCACUGCCAGACCAUUCAAACGAAUAAGAAUGAUUCCAGAAAGUGACAGUGACUAACUGUAACACUCACGACACGAGAGUUUACAUAUAAGUCCAUUUAAAAUCCCACUGUUACACUGUUCGUAUUGUUUCUCCAGUUAUUUGUUCUAACUGUUUACCGAUUGACUGAAGUAAAACAAAAUGGCGGACUCGAAUUUUGACAAGCGCAAGUGCGCGUAUCUGCGCGUAUGAAUUUCACACAUUGUUUGUUUAAAUAUAUCUGAAGUUACAUGAAUAAAAUUUUUGAAGUACCAAAUAUAUUAUUUAUAUCCCUUACAAAUAAAUUAAUCUCCUUUCUUCUGUUAGACAAAACACAACCUGGACCAAAUUUGUAGAACUAUUUGGGACGCAUAACACAGCGCUGACAGUCGUAAACAGUGGGGCUCCCUGCGGGGGAAUUUUUAAAAAGUAAAACGAUUUUAUAAAAGAAACCACUGAAUAAGCAUGAAAUAAACAGAAAAUUUGUUUGUUUCGGUGAAAGAUCGAAAUUUAUUUCAUCUCGUGAACAUCACAUGUUAAUAUUUUCACUCGUGGCUUCGCCACUCGUGAAAAUAUUCAUGUGAUGUUCACUCGAUGAAAUAAAUUUUCGA